This is a messenger RNA of Paracoccidioides lutzii Pb01, 261 nucleotides long. RefSeq lists its product as hypothetical. Bases 1 to 261 code for a protein of 86 amino acids. The transcript is spliced from 2 exons. The record is from RefSeq and is a predicted model, not a curated record.
AUGGCAUUUCUCCACCGGAAGAUUCUAGAAAGGACAGCCGUCAAACAACAGCGGGGGGCGGGGCGCGGGGGGGGGGGGCCAUCCCCCCAGGGGCCACCCCCCACCCCCCAUUCUACCAAGGGAGGUUUGCCCAAGCAUGGGGUGCAUGGAGACCCGGACCUGCAUGACAUGCAUGACAUGCAAAAUGCGAGACGCCGGACACGGCCUGUUGCAAAGGUGCACCUUUAUGGCAGACGCGAUGGCGGGCAAUGCCUGGGGUAA